Molecule: messenger RNA, 788 nt
Organism: Cutaneotrichosporon oleaginosum
Lineage: Eukaryota; Fungi; Basidiomycota; Tremellomycetes; Trichosporonales; Trichosporonaceae
Molecular function (GO): oxaloacetate decarboxylase activity; 4-hydroxy-4-methyl-2-oxoglutarate aldolase activity
Source: RefSeq, a predicted model, not a curated record
CUCAUGGCCUCGCGUCUGACACACCACAAACGGCAGCUCGAAAACACCAUGGCCGGCGUAGCUCUUGCCAAGCGGCUCGUCAACCUCUCGACGUGCGAGAUCUCGGACGCACUCAUCAAGAUGGGUGUCGCGCACGGCGGCCUCAUUCCCGACAUCAAGAUGUAUUCGCCGCUCUACGAGGCCGGCGAGACCCGCAUCGCCGGCCCGGCGUUCACUGUUGAGAUGGUCCCCACCUCCCACCCCGAUAAGAGCAAGCCCGACACGCACUUCGUGGACGCGUGCCCGCCCGGCCACGUUAUCGUCAUGCAGACGCCGCUGGGCACCCGCUCCGGCUGCUGGGGCGGCCUCAUGUCGACCGCCGCCAAGACGAAGGGUGUGGCCGGCGCAGUCCUCGACGGCGGCUGCCGCGAUCUGAACGAGCACCGUGCCGUCGACUUUCCUGUAUUUGCGCGGCACCACUCAACCCUAGGCCCGGGCACAUUCACGCGUGUGCGCGCGCUCAACGUGCCUCUCGAGAUCAAGGUGGCUCCGCCCAACGCGGACCCCCCCUUCCCCGAUGCGACCGUGCACCCCGGCGACAUCGUCGUGGCGGACCUUGACGGCGUGGUCGUCGUGCGGCCCGAGCAGGCCGAGGAGGUGAUCAAGCGCGCUGGGCCGGCGCACGACGCCGAUGAAAAGGUCCGCGCCGACUUGCUGCUGGGCAAGGGCGUUGCGGAGAGCAUGCUCAAGCACCGCGGCAAGGCGCCGUGAAGCAGCGCCGAGAAGUAAUACAUGCAAUGGUGGUCGUA